AAAUCACGAGAGGCCGUACUCGCGUGCUGCUCCUCGGUCAUCGUGUGGUUUAGCGGGAUUAGCGCGUGCCAUACGAGAUCACGGGCAGACGGAUGUACCGACGGCCGCCUGCCCUGAAGUUGGAUACCGAAAACUGAGCGAAAGGUUUACUCCUGCUAUAUUAAAGAGGGAAGCCUAGGCGAUAGCGCGAGCCCCGCGUAGAGCUGCGUUUGGAGCACCAUGAAGCUCCCGUGCUGGAUAGCGCUCGCGCUCUUGCUGGCGCAGACUACACUGGCACAGCGACGUACAUUUCGACCGGUAGAUGAGGAGAGCUCUGGAGAUGAAUUUUAUGACGACGAGGACUUCUUAUCUGGUUCUGGCUCUGGAUUUCCAGAUAUGGAUGUUUGGCCAACUGAAGCAGGUGUAUCUGUCACUACAGAGGAGCCCCUCCCACUUUCCACAACACAGGCCACUGGCCCAGCCCCAUCGGCCUCCCCAGCUGCAGAGCCCAGUAGCCCACCUCCACCUGAGGUAGAACGAGAGGGGAAUAUGGGGCAAGAGGUGGACAGAGAGAGCAAACUAGAAGAGCGAGAAAGAGAAUCUGGGAAAGAAAGGAAAUGGGAAGCCGGUACAGUGCAGGAAAGAGAAAAAGAAGAAGAGAAAUCAAAGGCUACCGUCACACCGCGACUUACUGAAGUUCCCUUGGUGGCAAUGGAUUCCUCUACAACUCUGGGUGAAACUACAGUGGCCUCUAGUGACUUGGAGGAUCUCUUCACCACAGAAGAACAGGAGGAUCUGUUCAUUACUACAGAAAUUACCAUGUUGGAGCCAACCAGCACCACAGAGACCACAACAGAUGAAAUAACAACCACCGAAGUUCUACCCACCACCGUUGCCUCAACCACUGCCAAGCCAACCAGAUUACGUCCUGCCCCAACCACUCCCAGUACUGCCCCUGUACGGCCACAACAACCACAGACCACCCCCACCCCCAGUAGAGCUGAGAGCGGCUCUCGUUCAGUGAUGACCUCUACAGUACAGACACAAACACCAGCUGAGACUGUAAAUAAUGAAGUUGCAGGAGCAGACCCAAGCGGUGAUUUUGAAAUCCGUGAGGAUGAUGGUCGCCAAGGCAACGAGGUUGGGCGAGGCAAAGGGGCGCCUGGUGUGGCAGCAGAACCAGAUCUGACUGGCAACGAGUUGGAUACAACUGGAAGUUCUGCCGCUCAGCUUCCACAGAAGAACAUCCUGGAGAGGAAGGAGGUUUUGAUAGCUGUGAUUGUUGGAGGUGUAGUCGGGGCGCUCUUCGCCGCAUUCCUUGUCAUGUUGCUCAUCUACAGGAUGAAAAAGAAAGAUGAAGGAAGCUACACACUUGAGGAGCCUAAACAAGCCACUGUCACCUACCAGAAACCAGACAAGCAAGAGGAAUUCUACGCCUAACAACCAUACAUUUGCUCCCCUCCAUCUCUCCAACCUUCUCCCCUCUUUAUCAGAUCCCCCUCCCUCUCUUCUCCCUUUCAUCUCUCACCCUUUUCCUUUGAUCACUUUCUUCCCUGGUUUCCCCAUGAGAGUGCCUCUCACUCCACGGACUCAGAACUUUCUUUUUUCCAAAAAAAAAAAAAGAAAAGGAAAAAAAAACUGAAAAGAUCAACGUUAAAAAAACGGAAGUGACUUUAGGUGGGGUUUUGGGUGGGACAGGGCAAAUGAAGGGGGGUGAGUCUAGACAUACACAGAGGGAAAAAAAAGCUUUUUUAAAAACAUGUUAUUAUUGAUAUGUUUAGGAUCGUUGUUCUAUGAAAUUAUGACCAGAAACUUUUUGUAAAGACACUGCAUUUCUUAUUUGUUUCUGCACAGUAUUCCUCUCAGACUGAAAACGUGGGAGCAAAAUAAAAAGCAUGAAAAAAUAAGGGAGAGAAAAUGAAGACGGGGUCAUGGAGGGAGGGAGAAAAUUAGAGUUGCUUGAGAAAAGGAGAGAGACGGAGAUGAGGAAUUUUAGAGCUUACUCGAAAUGCUCUCAGUAACCAAGGUCAGUGAUCCAGCAUUGUGUGGUGCCUUCCAAUUCCCUGGUGCUACAGACCGAGCGCGACCAGAGAAUAAUGUGUAUCUGUGUGCGUGUAUAUUUGCGCCUGUGCGUGUGAUGAUGUCUAAGGUGCCCUUAUGACCUGAGCCUAGAUACACACACAUACGUGCACAAAUGCACACUCACACGCAAAGACUGAAUCCCUCCGCUGGUGAGAGUCUGUGUCAGCACGACAGGCCUCGUACCGUCUGUUUAGAACAGAGAGCCCAAUACAUGUACAAUGUUUAACACAGCACAUAAAAACACUGCAGAUUUGCUGUGAGGGAGUGCAUGCAUAGAUUCAGAGGACUAGCUUCUCCUCUGCUCUGUAUAAAGACUUUAGUAAUCAAUAGUAAUAAUCAAUAAUAUAUCAGCAGCUCUGAAUGGAAGGAAAAUGAUGAUCAUAAUAUUCAUAGUCUAUUUAGCCUGUGCAGUAAGGUUUUAUCAGUGCAAAUAUCAAUUCAACUUUUUGUUUUAUCAUGCUUUUAACCAUGCUAUUGUACUAAUAAAUUGCACACAUGCUAUUGAUUUCCACCCAAACACCUACACAUUGCCAUUGCAAUCUACAUUGUGAACUAUUUUUGUCAGCUGAACCCAGAGAAAUCAGCCCAGUGAAAUGCAUAAACCUUUCCCUCUGUGGAUUGUAUUUUAAAGGUCAUUAGUUCAAGUCUCUGGUUUUUGUUUUGACAGACUCGCAAGGUUAAUUGAUCCCACUGUCAAAAUGCACUCCGAAACACAGAAUGGCACAUUUUCUCACAAAUGUCACACACAAAAUCUUUAUGAUGGACUGUCAUUUAGUCAGCUCAAGCAUUCUUUCAGAUUAGAUGUAGGAAGUUGUUGAUAUGGUACUUGUGAGAUUAGGUUUAUGUUGGAGCAUAAUCGCUGUGGUUAACAGAUGCAAGGCAAACAUUAAACUUAAUGGUCCAGAGGAAAUAUCUAACCAAGGUAUCUGAGCUGAAAACCUUUAAUGAAGCAGGAAGGACAAAAA
Xyrauchen texanus (razorback sucker) is the source of this 3026-nucleotide messenger RNA. RefSeq names its product syndecan-3-like. NCBI's taxonomy places the organism in Eukaryota, Metazoa, Chordata, Actinopteri, Cypriniformes, Catostomidae. The record is from RefSeq and is a predicted model, not a curated record. The coding region runs from base 220 to 1419 and encodes 399 amino acids. The transcript is spliced from 5 exons. Gene Ontology annotation, biological process: cell migration. Gene Ontology annotation, cellular component: membrane; cell surface.